AUGACGACGCGAUUUUUCGCUUGGAUUGGACAGCCCGCAGACAUGGGCUCGCCUGCAAAAGAGAAAGUGGAGCGAUAUUCUGUUCGGAAGGUUACUGGCGACGGUCGUUGCCUGUUUCGUGCCUUGGUGAAAGGAAUGGCUCUCAACAAGGGCAUGGUGCUCGGGCCGAGGGAAGAGAGGGACAGUGCAGAUGAAUUACGGAUGGCUGUAAAAGAAGUUAUUUGUGACAGUGAAAAAGAGCGUCUUCAAUACCAAGAGGCAUUGGUUGCAAUUACUGUGGAUGAGCCUCUGAGAAGCUACUGCCAACGCAUUGGGAGGCCGGAUUUUUGGGGUGGUGAGGCUGAGCUUCUGGUGGAUGAGAUACUAACUAUGAGUCUAUGA
Striga hermonthica is the source of this 381-nucleotide messenger RNA. The record is from the annotation of a GenBank genome assembly. Lineage: Eukaryota; Viridiplantae; Streptophyta; Magnoliopsida; Lamiales; Orobanchaceae.